UUUAUACGGGGUGGGGCCCGGCCAUGUCGGAGGUGACCCGGAGUCUCCUGCAGCGCUGGGGCGCCAGUUUGAGGAGAGGCGCCGACUUCGAUUCUUGGGGCCAGCUGGUGGAGGCGAUAGACGAGUAUCAGAUAUUAGCAAGACAUCUACAAAAAGAAGCGCAAGCCCAACACAAUAAUUCCGAAUUCACAGAAGAGCAAAAGAAAACCAUCAGCAAAAUUGCAACAUGCUUGGAAUUGCGAAGUGCAGCUUUGCAGUCCACACAGUCCCAAGAAGAAUUUAAACUGGAGGAUCUGAAGAAGCUAGAACCAAUCUUAAAGAAUAUUCUUACAUAUAAUAAAGAAUUUCCAUUUGAUGUUCAGCCUGUCCCGUUAAGAAGAAUUUUGGCACCUGGUGAAGAAGAGAAUUUGGAAUUUGAAGAAGAUGAAGAGGAGGGUGGUGCUGGAGCAGGAUCUCCUGAUUCUUUCCCUGCUAGAGUUCCUGGUACUUUAUUACCGAGGUUGCCCUCAGAACCAGGAAUGACGUUACUCACAAUCAGAAUUGAGAAGAUUGGUCUGAAAGAUGCUGGGCAGUGCAUUGAUCCCUAUAUUACAGUUAGUGUAAAGGAUCUAAAUGGCAUAGAUUUAACUCCUGUGCAAGAUACUCCAGUGGCUUCAAGGAAAGAAGAUACGUAUGUUCACUUUAAUGUGGACAUUGAGCUCCAGAAGCAUGUUGAAAAAUUAACCAAAGGUGCAGCUAUCUUCUUUGAAUUCAAGCACUACAAGCCCAAGAAAAGGUUUACCAGCACCAAGUGUUUUGCUUUCAUGGAGAUGGAUGAAAUUAAACCUGGGCCAAUUGUGAUAGAACUAUACAAGAAACCCACUGACUUUAAAAGAAAGAAAUUACAAUUAUUGACCAAGAAACCACUUUACCUUCAUUUACAUCAGACUUUGCACAAGGAAUGAUGCUGACAUGAAUAACCUGGAAUUUCUGUGGAUUUUGCCACUUGUUAGAAACCAUCACAGCUCUGUGUAGCAUGUUCAUCCUUCAGAAAUCAGAAAGCAAGCCGUACCUGUGCCCACAGGCCAGAGUCCACUGCAAAGCUGCACCACAAACUUCAAAAUCUAGCACAUCACUGACGUAAAAAGACUCCUUUGGAUACAGGUGUAUUGCAGAUUUUAAACCAUAUUUUUACUUUUCUAUUAAUUAUGCAAUUAAUAGUAUGUUUUGUAAGUUACCACUACUUCUGCCCUGCUUUGUGGAAAUAUACUGUUGUGGGUAGGUUUGCUCAUCUUCAGACUUAAUACAGCAAUAAGAAUGUGCGAGAGUUUAUACAUCUGUUCACUGUUGCUCCAAUAUGCUCUAACUUAGGUUGAGUUAAUUUCAAACUUUGGGUUGAGGUGGGUCGAAUAACAUGAAGCUGCACUGUGAGGAGGUGGACCAGUUACGCUGAGGUGGUCUGUCUGGAGAUGACAGGCUUGCUCCUUCGAGGUAGCCUGUCUUCACUCUGAUCUGAUCGCUUAGAAACAGUGUGCCUUGGCCAGAUCAGCAUCCCGUGGCUGUGAGUUUUUCCAGAUGACCAGGUUGUUAUUCUGAAAGUGAGCAUACUUUUAAUCAUGUUGAUUAACUGUUCUUCUGCGUCACAUUGUUAUUCUUUCUGAUAACUCCAGGGUUAACAUUGGAACCAUCUCAGAAAUACAAAUUUUUACGUAGGUUUACAAUGUCUUCCAAAUCAUGUAAUCUAAAAUAAGUGAGUCACUUGCUAGCAUAUUACAGGAACUGCUGUUUUUCUGAAAACUGAUUGUAAAACCUUAAAACCUGCAUACCUGAUAAGUAUGCAAAAUCUGGAAAGAUAUUCUAUUUUUUUUAAAUAUAGCUAGAUAGGAUUGCCAUUUAUUUCCUAUUUAGAUAUACUGAAUAUUGAAAUUCAUCCAUAUGAGAAUAUGUAGGUCAUUGGCUUAUUGUAAUUUGCCUAUUUACAUUACUGUUGACUUCACAGGGCAUAAAUAAAACUUUCAUAGUACACAUGAGGUGGCUAUUUGAUAUACAGAACAUUAAAAUUUAUGAUGAGCGUUCUGUGGGUUAGAUGUAGAUCCUGUAUAUUCUGACACUCACUAUUUUAAUAAACAAUGCAUGAGGGGAAUGCAAUUUCAGUACUUGGCCUAUUUUUAAACUAGUAUAAUAACCCUAGUCAUGCCACUAUGUAUGCUUUUUGAAAUAGGUAAUCAUAAUUAGUUGUUUUAGCCCUUGUACUUCAAGAAAUCUACUCUUUACUUGCAGUUGUCUGUUAGGUCAGUUCUGUUUAUUAGUUUGAUAUUAAUAAAAAGUAUAUGAGCCUCAAAGAAUUCUCAGCCAAAUUCAGUCGUGUGUCUCCUAUGGAUUGGAUUAAUUCCAGGUUCUAGAGUGAUUCAGUACACAGUAGCUCUAACAGGAUAAAGAAUUUGCCGUAAGGAAUUCCUUUGUCCAAUCUCCACACUGUAAGCUCCUCAAGGAGCAAUAGGAGCCAGGAGGUUUCCUCUGUGUCACUCAGAGUUCCCAGGUGCUUGGCAGCACGCCGUGCCCUGUGGAGAACUCACUACAGGUUUAGUGUUGUCAACCAGCCUUAAAAUAAUCCCUUUAAAAUCCUAUUAAAAUGUAGCCAAAUGAAUAUGUUUUCUUUUCCUCAUGACCAUAAGAUGUAAUCAAUGUGGUAAUUUAUAUGUAAAGAAACAUCUGCUGUCCUUCACUAAGUAUGGUUUAUGAACUACAAAUGCCUUUCAUCAGUUAUUAAAGAAGCUUACAUUGAC
This is a messenger RNA of Ochotona princeps (American pika), 2765 nucleotides long. RefSeq names its product axin interactor, dorsalization associated (gene AIDA). Bases 24 to 944 code for a protein of 306 amino acids. Gene Ontology annotation, biological process: determination of ventral identity. Lineage: Eukaryota; Metazoa; Chordata; Mammalia; Lagomorpha; Ochotonidae. The record is from RefSeq and is a predicted model, not a curated record. The transcript has 10 exons. Gene Ontology annotation, cellular component: membrane. Gene Ontology annotation, molecular function: phosphatidylinositol binding.